Messenger RNA from Bombus huntii, 1822 nucleotides. RefSeq names its product AN1-type zinc finger protein 2A. Gene Ontology annotation, molecular function: zinc ion binding. Gene Ontology annotation, biological process: protein targeting to ER; proteasome-mediated ubiquitin-dependent protein catabolic process. The record is from RefSeq and is a predicted model, not a curated record. Gene Ontology annotation, cellular component: cytoplasm; endoplasmic reticulum. Bases 400 to 1026 code for a protein of 208 amino acids. NCBI's taxonomy places the organism in Eukaryota, Metazoa, Arthropoda, Insecta, Hymenoptera, Apidae. The transcript is spliced from 3 exons.
AUAUCUUAUCAGUACCGAUCGAGACAUCAUGUCCGAUUCGCUUGAAAGCAACGUCAUGCUUAAUUCGCGUUAUUCUUUGAGUGACGCGAUUAUUCCGUCCGUUUCGUAAGUUUGGAUUCUUUAUAUCCGUUUCAAAUCUGAAAAGUCAGUCAGUUUGAGAAAGUAUCUACGUCCUCAAUUUUACAUUUAAGAAAAUUAUGCUCCUUCUCGAAAUAUAAGUUUUCCUUUCAAUUCCGAAAACUUCGAAUAUUGUGAUAAAAUAUUUAAUUAUUUAAAGUGGCAUUUAUUUUACUGUGAUAUAUACGUAUAUUAAAUAUAAAACGUUAAUUAACUUUAAACACAUCAAAGGAAUUGUAACCUAUUUAUUUCGAACGUAACUUGAGAUAUUCUUCGUAAAAGAUGGAGUUCCCACACCUAGGAGAGCAUUGUUCAGAGAACAGCUGCAAUCGAUUGGACUUCUUGCCUCUUAAAUGUGAUGCAUGUUCUGCAAUCUUUUGUUCCGAACACAUAUCAUACAAUAACCAUAGCUGCCCAAGUGCUUAUAAAAAAGAUAUUCAAGUUCCAGUAUGUCCACUUUGUAAUGCUCCAGUGCCUAUAAAACGUGGUGACCCUCCAGAUAUUGCAGUUGGGCAGCAUAUUGAUGACGAAUGUCAAUCAGAUUUGAGAAAACCUAGCCAGAAAAUUUUUUCUAAUAGAUGCUCCUCAAAAGGUUGUAAAAUUAAAGAAAUAGUUCAAGUACGUUGUUCCGAUUGCGGUAAGAAUUUCUGUUUAAAGCACAGACAUCCAACGGAUCACGCGUGUAUAGGCCAGGAGGAGAUGAUACGGAGAAAACGGCUCGAUGCCGUAGAAAAUAAUAUGACAGUAAAUAGGAGAAAUGGCGAAAUCUUCAAGAGUUAUCAAGGCAGUAUGAGCGAAGACGAAGCUCUCGCGAGAGCUCUCCAAGCUUCGAUGCAAGAGGCAAAUACUGCUAAACAAACGCUCGAGGCUGUACCUUCUGGAAAUAGAGAUAGGUGUAGACUCUCGUAAUUCCAUACAAUUUAAUCUUAAUUCUAUGCAAACUUUUGCAAUCGCUCUAAGAUACGUUCUUCAGCUGCAUAAAUGUAGAGAAAUUGUUAUAUCUUUCAGAGAUUUUCUUGCGAUAAAAGCAAUCUAUUGACUAUAAAUUUCCAUAUAAUUCAGCUUAACGUAUAACUUAACCAUUGAACUUUCUAUAUCAAUAUUUAAAGAAGAUAAACUUUUAAGGUUUAUUCAUAGAUCAUUUCAAUUCAUAGGUAUAUGGACUGUAACAGUUAUACCUUUUGUACAAAUGUAAAAUAUAUAUAUGAUAUUAAUUAAUUACAAAACUCAACAUUGCACAAUGUUUAUAUUAUAAUAAGAUUGUUUUAAUCUUAUAGCGAUCUGAAUAAUCAUUAGCAACAUUACCUGCCGAAUAUGCGUGAUUUUAGAAAGAAUAUUAAAGGGCAGCCUCAAAGAAGAGUGCCUUAAUAUUAUGUAAAUCUAAAGUCCAGUAAUUUUCAUCUUCUUUACAUAAUUUCUUCCUCUAAGGAAAUUUUUAAUUCCCCUAUCUUAAUUUAUGUAAUUGGUCUAAAUAUUAAGACCUUUAGUGUCUGAUUUAUGGUUCCUUAUUUCAUGUAAAUUGUCAUCUAUGGACUUAUAAUAAUUAGCAUUAUGGAAUCACCAUCAAGAGAAUCCUGUAACAAUCUUGUGAGCUUAUUGUCUUUAUAAUCAACAUAUGUUGUAGAAUUCUCUGAUUGAAAUAUGAUAUAUCCUAAUGCUAAUAAGCUUUUACUUAUAUUAAAUCCAUCCUUAAACUUUGCACCAA